This is a messenger RNA of Ruditapes philippinarum (Manila clam), 2820 nucleotides long. RefSeq names its product RNA-binding protein Musashi homolog Rbp6-like. The transcript has 16 exons. The coding region runs from base 95 to 1417 and encodes 440 amino acids. Gene Ontology annotation, molecular function: RNA binding. The record is from RefSeq and is a predicted model, not a curated record. Gene Ontology annotation, cellular component: cytoplasm. NCBI's taxonomy places the organism in Eukaryota, Metazoa, Mollusca, Bivalvia, Venerida, Veneridae.
CAAUAGAUGUUUAAUAGAAGUAAGCGAGAAUCCCACGUGUGUUUAGAGUUUUCAUUUGUGCAGUGUAGUUUAGUAGAGUAGAAUCUAAAACAUUAUGAAAAUGGAGUCUAACGGACCUGCAUCCCCAACUAAUGGGACUGAGGAAAUACCAAAUGAUCCCGGGAAGAUGUUUAUUGGUGGCCUCAGCUGGCAGACCACUGCAGAAAAAUUAAAAGAGCACUUUGGUAAAUACGGAGAAAUUAAGGAAUCCAUGGUUAUGAAAGACCCAACAACAAAACGUUCAAGGGGAUUUGGUUUCGUGACAUAUAAAGACCCAAUUAGUGUAGAUCAGUGCUUAGAAAAUGGACCUCAUAUACUGGAUGGAAAACAAGUUGACCCAAAAGUGGCGUUCCCUAGAAAAGCACAGCCAAAGAUGGUGACCAAGACCAAGAAAAUAUUUGUAGGAGGAUUGUCUGCGCAGACCACAGUAGAAGAUGUGAAGAAAUAUUUCUCAACAUUUGGAAAAAUAGAAGAUGCUAUGCUGAUGUUUGAUAAAACUACAAACAGACAUAGAGGAUUUGGUUUUGUUACGUUUGAAGACGAAGAUACUGUUGAAAGAGUGUGUGAACUCCAUUUCCAUGAAAUCAACAAGAAGAUGGUUGAGUGCAAGAAAGCACAGCCCAAAGAAGUGAUGUUGCCGCAACAAUUGGCACGUGGUCGCGGUAUUGCACGAGUGACCGAGGAUGGAGAGAUUAUCUGGGAACCUUUACCCAGUGACCUUGUUAUGCCAGAAUUGUGUUUGGUUCCAAAUAUGUUGCAACCGUAUCAAGCAGCGUAUGGUCGUGGAUUGCCAACUGCAGCAUUCGCUCCGGCAGGCUAUUAUUAUCCAGCUGGGCUAGGCUCUCUUGGGCAAAGUGUUGGCGUCACGCCAGCUCAGAAUGCGGCACUUGCAUUCAGUACACGGGCUUCAACUGUGUCCCGAACGCCCGGCUUCCCUAGUUACGGCUUGAUCCCCUCGGCAAAUGAGAGACACGCUUCUCCGACUGCUCUGUAUAACUUUGCUGACGUGACUACUGGAGUCCCCACAAUUCAGAGGAGUGAGCCGUCUCCACUCCCAAAUGUCUCCACUUCCCCUCUACAACGAGCCAAUGACACACAGGCCCUGUUCACGGCCCAUUCCCAGGCACAGGCUCUAGUAAAUGCCCAGCGCUCAGCUAUGGCAUUUUCGUCCCUUCAACAAGUCCCACAGGCUACCUCUCCUCUUACAAGUCGUCAGAUCAUACCCGGGGCCAGCAGCCCAGGGCCUCUCGAUCAACUGAUCUCAGUACAGGACCCCCUCAGCUACUUGCAGGCAACAAGCCCACAGCCAGCCGGCUUCAGCGGGCUUAAUCUGACCAGGCCAACACAGCUGGUCAGCUUCCAGAAUGGCUACCAUUAAAUUCCUCGCUUUAGAUGACAGGAAGCAAGACAAUUUGCCAAAGAUAACAAGACAUUUUGCUGACUUUUCCUACAGUUGUUUUCUUCUUCAAUGCUGUUUCUAGAAAUUCUUUACACUAAAGACUGAUAAGUUUAAAUUGCUUUCUACGUGGAGGUCAAAGACCAUGUGACCAAAGGUCGAGUAAAGGUCAUUUUGCGCAACUAUUUGUGAAAAUGACACCAAUUACUUUAAUAUACUUAAGAGCUGGACACAGUGCAAUGCUGAAGAAAAUUUAAUAAAAAAAAAGAGUCCCACAAUAUAUGACGUCCCAGCGUAUAUGACGAAGUGAAAAAUGCAUUGCUGAGGGAGAAGGAACUUCAUUUGUUUAUGUCUUUAUAUCUAAUCUUGUUAAGUAAUAAUCCUUUUUUUGUAUCACAAAAUGUUAUUAUAUAAAUCUGUUAUCUAUUGUGAAGUUUACAAAUUUGCAUUGUCAAGGUUACCAUUUUGUGUUGUCAUAGUAACUGUUUUCAUUCUCUGUCAUUGGCAGAAAUUAUUUGCUUUACUGUCUUGUGAUGGACUGGGAACCAGACCUCCCAGAUCUAUAAAUAGGUAUGCUAUAAAUAGGUAUGCUAUAAAUAGAUACGAAUAUUGCCAUUCUUUUUUCAUUGGUAGAUAGGGUAUCUAUGUACAGAAGGGUCUGAAUAAGAUUGACAUACAUUUUUUAUCUGGAGAGUCUUUUAUUAAGAUGUUAUAUUAUUAUAAUAUUAUAAUUUUGUCACAUAAUGUGACGUUAUGUUAAAUAGUGAUUGUCAUUUAUAAUCAAGCUAAUGUUGUAUGCAAAUUUAUUGGCAUUGAAAAAAUGCGUCCAUUAUUCAAAUUGAAGAGUCCUGCACACACAUCGAUGGAAAUUCAUUUUUAAAGUUGCUUGCUAUAUUUGAAUUCAUUAUAUCCCUGCAUGUUCUAGCCUAGCACACGAGCUUGCAGCUAGAAUUCUGUACUUUUUUUUAAGUUUACUUCAAAUGGCAUAUGUUGGCCUAAACUUUGUCAAGCAAGCAUCACAUUUUUCAAUCCAUCUCUUUAAAUUUCAGCACGAAUAAAACAUGCUUCUCUCCAUUUUGUCUUUAGCUAGUGACAAGCUUGGAACAUUUUAUUAUUUUUUGUAAAUCGCAUCAGAAGUUAUGUUGUCUGAGACUACAUAGAAGGCCCUGGCAGGUGCAUGUUUAAAAAUGGACAUCGUGCAAAUGAAUAUUCAUUAGAUUAUUUAAAUGACUUUAAAUUUGCAUACACCUUGGUUGAAAUUCAUUAUGUAUAUACAUGACCAGAACAACAUUUUUUUGUUGCACAUGUUUUUUUUUCUCUAUCUUUUGUUUGUGAUUUUUAUUGAUUUUUAUUUUUAACUGGUACUUAUAUUUUUGAUGACUUUA